This is a messenger RNA of Cuscuta epithymum, 6794 nucleotides long. Lineage: Eukaryota; Viridiplantae; Streptophyta; Magnoliopsida; Solanales; Convolvulaceae. The record is from the annotation of a GenBank genome assembly.
AUUCGAACUCCCAAGAUAAGAGAGAAAGAGAGAGCCACAUACUCCAAGGGAGAGGUGAAGAGAGAAGCUGGCCGCAGGACUCGUUUUCCAGAAAAUAGGGCUACUUGUUUGAUCCAUAACUUGAGCUUCACUCGUCCAAAUAAGGCGUAUGAUAUACCAAAAGAAAUCUCUCAAGACGAGGAAUCCGUGAAGGUCUGGUUUGCAUAAAUCGGAGUAGUGUAAGGCCUCCAAAUCGACCGAUCAAAACACGACCUCGCAGAAUACGUUUUUGUAUUCAAAGUUAGGGAACGAAUUCGUCGGGAAACACCCGUUCUAGGGACUGUUUUUGCAUUUUCGGUUAGGAGUUGAACUAGCACUUUGAAGGGGCUGUUUAACACUCCAUUCCAAGCAAGGAAUCAGUUCCAAAUCCACCUUGACCAAAGCUUUGACCAUUGGACCAAGAAGGGAAAGUUUAAAGCUCAAUUGAGGUUGAGGCUAGAGCUUGCUUCCUGUGCUCGUUGCCCGAGUGAUUUCCCCGGAGAGAAGACUUGAAAUGGACCGUGGUGGCAAGGUAACUAGGAGGAACCCUUUGGGCCGUGCACCCGAGGAGACUGGGCAAGGCAGUCGUAGGACCUCUAGGGCAUCUGGAGGAGCGGGCCGUGGAGGCCAAUCACGGACCGUGAGUGACGGUCAUGUGAGCACCGAAAGUGACAGCUACUGGUCCUAUGAGGACUCGACCUAUCGGCCGGAAACAGAGCCGGUUGAAACCCCUUAUGAAGGGGAUGAUGAUGAUGUAAGUGAUGAGGAGGACAACGGCUCCUUAGCGCGGAUUGAGGCACUACUCCAACAAUAUCACCGUGAGCGUGAAGAGAGGAGGGAACGCCGAAGGCGCCGGGCUGGGCAACCUUCGGGCAUGGCUUCACGAGGAGGAAGUCAUGGUGCAUCUAGAGUCCAUGUGGAACCACGUGGAGGCCAAAAUGAUGGGGGUCCAACCAUAAGGAUCUCCAAAUACAUCAAAGAAGCAAGAGAUUUGGGGUGCAAACCCUUUGAUGGAGCAGGGGACAUUUCAGUGGCAGCACAAUGGAUCAAGAGGCUAAAUGAAGCGGCCCUUGACAUGCAAAUCGCGCCGAAUCUCAAACUGAGAAUUGCGGUAAGAUUGCUCGAGGGGAUGGCAUCCAAGUGGUGGGAUGGAACCAAGAACAAGUACGGUGAGACCGUCGUUUGGGAGGACUUCCAACGGGAGUUCUUUGCCCAAUACUAUUCUGAUUUCGAGGUGAAUAAGAAGGUGAGGGAAUACACCCUCCUAACCCAAGGGGGUAACAUGUCAGUGAAGGAGCUUGAGUACAAGUUCCGGGAUCUCGCCGACUACAUACCGGAGUAUGCUUGUGACGAGAACCGCAUGGUGAACCACUUUUGGGACGCCCUUGACUUGGAGAUACGUGAUAGGGCAACACAAUUGCCAAAUAUGACCUUCGCCCAAGUGGUUGACCAAGCGUUGAAGGGGGAGAAACAGUGGGAGGAGAGGAAGAAGAGAGACGCCGAGGAGGCGAAAAAGAGAAAAUGGGAGAGUCAUGGCUCCCAAGGUCCCAACAAAAAGGGGAACCAUGGAGGAGGAUCUUUCCGGGCACCGCCGCCACCGUCUAGGGGGAAUCAAGGCCCGAGUGGGCAAGGCUCGAGGUCACAAACCUCGGUGGUAACUCGUUGCAACAAUUGCAAGAGGAACCACUCCGGUAAAUGUCGCGACCCCCCUAGAUGCUUUCAAUGUGGGGAUGCCGGGCAUUUGAAGGCGCAUUGCCCACAAUUGGGUGGGACAAGGACAUCGGGACCGAGCAGUGGCCCGACGGGUACACGGAAUCAAACCGGAGCUUCUCAAGCGAGCCGGGGACAUGGGGGAGCGAGUGCGAGCAACGCGCCAUCCGUGAAUCAAGGAAGAACUCAAGCUAGAGUUUAUGCGAUGACGGAGGCGGAUGCUCGAGCCAACCCGGACUCGGUUGCAGGAACAUUAAAGAUUAAUGGGAAGGAUGCACGAAUCCUUAUCGAUACCGGAGCGCAACGUUCAUUCGUGAGUGAGGCGUUUGCCGAGAGCUUAGAGAUGCAAUCAAUACCAAUGACACAAACCUUAGUGGUAUCAACCCCACUAGGGGAAGACGUUGAAAGAAACAAUUACUAUCCAUCUUGUAUGGUGGAAAUCGGUGGCCAAACCUUGACGUGUGAUUUCGUACCGCUGAGUAUGAUGGAGUUCGAUGCAAUCCUAGGGAUGGAUUGGCUAGAAAAGCAUCAUGCUAGGGUAGAUUGCUACACAAAGGUGUUGGAACUCGAAGGCACACAUGGGGACACCCUACGCUUUGAGGGGGACCGCGGCAAAUCAAAUAGUUGUAUCAUAUCCGCCGUGAGAGCGAGAAAUAUGAUGAGGAAGGGAUGCCACGCAUAUCUAGCAUACGUGGUUGACAAAACCAAAGAGGGAACGAACAUCGAUGAUGUGAGGGUGGUUUGUAAGUAUCCGGAUGUCUUCCCUAAAGACCUACCGGGGCUUCCACCUGACAGAGAGAUUGAAUUUGUGAUCGAGGUCGAGCCGGGUACCAAACCAAUCUCCAUACCGCCAUACCGGAUGGCACCCGCUGAACUUAACGAGUUAAAAACCCAAUUGCAAGAGCUUUUGGAUAGCGGUUUCAUCAGACCAAGCCACUCCCCAUGGGGGGCACCGGUCCUUUUUGUGAAAAAGAAGGAUGGAACACUUCGAAUGUGCAUUGACUAUCGUCAACUGAACAAGGUCACAAUCAAGAAUAGGUAUCCCUUGCCUAGGAUUGAUGACUUGUUUGAUCAACUACGAGGAGCAACCGUGUUUUCAAAGAUUGACUUGAGGUCGGGGUACCAUCAAUUGAAGAUUAAGGAGGAUGACAUACCGAAGAGUGCUUUCCGCACGAGAUAUGGGCAUUUUGAGUUCCUUGUUAUGUCGUUUGGGUUAACAAACGCCCCGGCGGCAUUCAUGGACUUAAUGAACCGAGUAUUUCACAAAUACUUGGACCGAUUCGUGAUUGUGUUCAUUGAUGACAUCUUGAUCUACUCAAAGAGUGAGGAAGAGCAUGAGGAGCACUUGAUACUUGUUCUUGAGACACUACGGGAGAAGCAACUCUAUGCCAAAUUUUCUAAAUGUGAAUUUUGGCUUAAGGAGAUUGGCUUUCUCGGGCACGUGGUUUCUGGAUCGGGAAUUGCUGUUGAUAACAAGAAGAUAGAAGCCAUUACCGAGUGGGAGAGGCCAAAGAACGUUAAGGAAAUUCGUAGUUUCCUUGGAUUGGCAGGCUACUACAGGAAGUUCGUGGAGAAGUUCUCUGUUUUGGCAUCACCAUUGACGAAGCUCACUCGUAAAGGAGCUAAGUUUGUAUGGGAUGACAAAUGUGAGAAGGGGUUCAUGGAACUAAAGAAACGGUUGACCGAGGCACCGGUACUUGCAUUACCCAAACAGGGUGUGGGGUACGAUGUCUAUAGUGACGCGAGCAUCCAGGGGUUUGGGUGUGUACUGAUGCAGGAAGGGAGGGUAAUUGCCUAUGCUUCACGACAGUUGAAGAAGCAUGAGGUAAAUUAUCCUACCCAUGAUUUGGAGCUGGGAGCGGUGGUGUUUGCACUGAAGAUUUGGAGACAUUAUCUCUACGGAGAGACAUGUCACAUAUAUACCGAUCAUAAGAGCUUGAAAUACGUGUUUACUCAGAAAGAGCUAAACAUGAGACAGAGACGGUGGAUGGAGUUGAUAAAAGACUACCAUCUGGUGAUAGAGUAUCACCCAGGCAAGGCUAACGUGGUGGCAGAUGCUUUGAGCCGGAAAGGCUCGUCUGGGCCAUUGCUAGCUAAUUUGAGGGCAUUAAGAGCCCAACUGGAGGUAUCCAGCGAUGGUGCCUUAUUGGCACGAUUUGAGGUGAGACCCACUUUACUUGAUGAGAUCAAGAAGGGUCAGGAAACCGACGAAGAAAUUAUGAAGAUCCGGGAACGCAUGCAAGCGGGACCGGUGGAGGACUUCCGAGAAAGAGAUGACGGUCUCUUAUUAUUUCGUGACCGAGUGUGUGUACCGGCAGAUGACGAGCUCCGAAAGUCCAUCUUAGAGGAAGCUCAUUCAUCGGCUUAUGCCAUGCACCCGGGGGGCACGAAGAUGUACCGUGACCUGAAGGAGAGUUACUGGUGGUCAGGUAUGAAGAGAGAAAUAGCCGAAUAUAUCAGUCGAUGCCUUACUUGUCAACAAGUUAAGGCAGAGCAUCAGCAUCCAGCGGGCUUAUUGCAACCACUUUCCAUUCCUGAAUGGAAGUGGGAACACGUGACUAUGGAUUUUGUGGUAGGGUUGCCACGGACGAUCAGGAAUUAUGAUGCAGUUUGGGUUGUUGUAGAUAGGCUCACAAAGAGUGCACACUUCUUACCUAUCAACACUACUUACCCACUCGAGAGGUUAGCCAAAUUGUACACGGAUGAGAUCGUGAGGCUACAUGGGGUUCCAGUGACCAUUGUAUCCGAUAGAGACCCACGAUUCACAUCACGUUUUUGGCCGAAAUUUCAGGAGUCUAUGGGAACGAGGUUGAAGUUCAGUACUGCUUUCCACCCACAGACGGACGGGCAGUCUGAAAGAGUCAUACAGAUCUUAGAAGACAUGCUGAGGGCUUGCGCAUUAGAGUUCCAAGGAAGUUGGGACAACCACUUAGCACUUGUGGAGUUUGCCUAUAACAACAGUUAUCAGGCAAGCAUCGGCAUGCCUCCAUACGAGGCAUUGUAUGGGAGGAGAUGCCGUACACCAUUAUGCUGGGAUGAGGUUGGCAUGGCCAAACUCGAGGGUACUGAGUUGGUUGAGGUCACCAAGUCAAAGGUGAAGUUGAUUCGAGAGAGACUCAAGGCGGCUCAGGAUAGGCAAAAGAGUUAUGCGGAUAAGCGUCGAAGGACCUUAGAGUUUAAGGUUGACGACGAGGUAUUCCUGAAAGUUUCUCCUUGGAAAGGAAUCAUUCGAUUCCAAACCCGAGGAAAGCUUAACCCACGAUAUAUAGGCCCAUUCAGAAUUAUAGAGAGGGUUGGGGCCGUAGCAUAUCGUCUACAGUUGACUCCUGAGUUGGAGAAGAUUCAUAAUGUAUUUCACGUGUCCAUGCUUAAGAAGUAUGUGCAUGAUCCUUCUCAUGUGUUGGAGAAGCCGCCCGUGGAGGUACGUGAAGAUUUGAACUAUGCCGUGCAACCGGUAAGAGUUAUUGACAGAAAAGUGAAGAAACUGAGGAGUAAAGAAGUUCCAAUGGUUAAAGUCCUUUGGAAGAGUGACCGGGUCGAAGAAGAGACUUGGGAAACAGAAGCCUUGAUGAGGAAGCAGUAUGCAUUCCUAUUUGAGUAAAGCUGUGAAUUUCGGGGACGAAAUUCCUGUUAAGGGGGGGUGAACUUGUGACACCGCUCCCGAAGGUCCUUGAAAAUUUGAUUUGAAUAUUCAAAGCUUAUGUAUUGGAUUUCUGAUUCCCAAACAUUUUGUAAAACGAUCAAUGUUCUACGUAGUGCAUGGUUGAAUAUCGUACUGUUCAAACUCGUACAUUAGUGUCGGGUUUCGCAAAUACUUACUCGGGACUUAUUAAUAAAUAAAAGAGUCCAACAUUAUCUAUAUAAGUGAUCGAAGGAUUAAAGAAGAAUACAAAUGCCUAUAACCCCAUCUUUGGCAUUUUUGAGCUAAAUAAUGGGAGUAGGAUUUUCCUUCUAUAACAUCCAUCAAGUAAAUUAUUGGGAUGAGCCUACACAUAUUGGAGGUCAAUAAUGUGAUUUAGGAAGUUGACUUGUUCUAAAUAAAUUAGGAUGAGUACAAAAAGACAUCUUUGACAAAGAUAAAACAAUAGGACCCAUCUUCCCAUUUUUUUUUGGAAGUAUUGAUAGACAUUUUGGACCCCAAAUUGAAUGGGACCAUUUGGGGACCAUCCCACAUGACCUUGGUACCUGCAAAACAAAGGAAAAUGGGUGAGACAAAGAUGUGGGGCGGACUUUUGACUCAUGAACUACAACAUUACAAAAAGGAAAUAAAAGAGGAGGUCCACACCAUGUUUGAUUGCAAUCAAAUACCCUACCCUUCUUUUUGGUGAACCACAUGCUCUCUUAGCAUGAUUGAGGCCUCCUAAUACACUCCCCCUACACCCCAUUCGAACUCCCAAGAUAAGAGAGAAAGAGAGAGCCACAUACUCCAAGGGAGAGGUGAAGAGAGAAGCUGGCCGCAGGACUCGUUUUCCAGAAAAUAGGGCUACUUGUUUGAUCCAUAACUUGAGCUUCACUCGUCCAAAUAAGGCGUAUGAUAUACCAAAAGAAAGCUCUCAAGACGAGGAAUCCGUGAAGGUCUGGUUUGCAUAAAUCGGAGUAGUGUAAGGCCUCCAAAUCGACCGAUCAAAACACGACCUCGCAGAAUACGUUUUUGUAUUCAAAGUUAGGGAACGAAUUCGUCGGGAAACACCCGUUCUAGGGACUGUUUUUGCAUUUUCGGUUAGGAGUUGAACUAGCACUUUGAAGGGGCUGUUUAACACUCCAUUCCAAGCAAGGAAUCAGUUCCAAAUCCACCUUGACCAAAGCUUUGACCAUUGGACCAAGAAGGGAAAGUUUAAAGCUCAAUUGAGGUUGAGGCUAGAGCUUGCUUCCUGUGCUCGUUGCCCGAGUGAUUUCCCCGGAGAGAAGACUUGGUUCGUGCUUCCUCCAUUCUGUUUUAGAACAUUAAUAAACAUGCUCAUGGAUAUUUUACUUUAGAGCCUGCGUGCUCAUGUUUGCCCUGUGUGGCCCUUUUGUUUUAAACAAUGUUUUCCGCUGCGUAUUCAAUUGUUUAUUAUGUAUGUUUA